GUUGUACUUUUUUGCAAAAAAAAUUUUGAUUGGGAACUUUACGCUCAACUCGGUGAUUGUCGUUGGUGAUCUUGAACUUUAAGAGUUUUCGGUUGAUCUGAUGAAUAAAUUAGAUUUGAUCAGAAGCCGGAACUACAAUUGAAUGGGCACUUGCCAUUGAAGAGGCGCGGGCCCGCAACGCACAUUCUACAACGCUUCUCGAUUCCGGCUGGUAAUGUGUACUGUGGGCGCUGCUUGUACUGUCACUAUUAAUUUACCCUUUCAAUUGACGCCGAUCAUCUCCAUUCGCCGAGGAAGCCGAAAGAGGAAUCCAAUCAUAGUUCAUCGUCAAUUCCGUCCCAUUCCGUUUGAAUACUUAUAUUGUUUAUUUAUUCGUCUAACGUGCGCCCUACCAGAGUAGUCUAGUGCGAUCUCGAGUUUAGUGAAGAUUGCAGCAUUUCCUUCGUUCUAUCGCAGUCUGUGCGCAGGCUGUGUGAAGACGCAGCUUUCAAGGCAAGAGCUUUGGAGAGCGGCUAGGAAAAAGCAAUCGAGUGCAGUAAAUUGUGCAGGAGCGUAAAAUCUUCGCGAGAUCACUUGGCGAUCCUAAUCCGGCGAAGGCGGUUGUGUGUAGCGAUAGUAAAGGCAUGAAGAAUAACCCGCAAACGUUUGUUUGAAGUACAGUGUUAAUGAACAAGUAAACAAUACUUACAAUAUUUCGCGGCUGGCUGGCAGCGUCUCGUACGUCUACGCAGCAUAAGCAGCGGUUCAACCGGCGCCCACCGAGCGCGCCGUGGUUCUCCAUACCAGUGCUGUUGGGAAUCCAUUCUCAAUUCGGAAAGGGAAAACUCAUCUGCGACAAGAAGUCAUCGACAAAUACGAAGUGGCCGCCAGAAACGAAGCACAAGAAACAGCAAUUAUUUUCAGCUAACAUAUUGGCAGCGAUGGGAAUUUUGCCGAUAGUGUUUGCGGUUUUGGCAACGCAGAUCGUGAUCACAUUAGCUCAACAGGAAGUGAUUGUCGAUAUUGAUGAACCGAAUAAAACCCAAUAUCACCAGGCGAAUUUUGAUACCAGCGCAUACCAAUUCGGAUAUGAGGUAGGACCUAAUGGACAGUUUCAUCAUGAAACUCGAGGUCCGGAUGGAGUCACGUACGGAUGUUAUGGCUACAUAGAUCCUAAUGGGCUGUUACGGGUUACACACUAUGUGGCGGACUCUCACGGAUACCGUGUAAUAGAACCCAACCAUCCGGUGGAAAUAUUUGCAGAUGUUCCUACGCAGUACAGCAACUCAAUCAGCGAAGAUGAGCCACUGGCUAAGCAGCGAGGGCAAAAAGUCGCUUGGAAAGAUCUUUACCUGCCCCGCGGAUGUGGGAUGUAUCCAGGUGGUCUCCGACCUGAUGGUCCUCCAAUUACAUCGACACCUUCCCCUUCUACACCUACAAGGCCGCCCGGCGGCUCUGGCACACCUGGUGGAAGUGGCUCUGGUUAUCCUCAAGCUCCUGGGGGAGCGUCCCCCAAUAGACCAAACCAGGGAGGGCAGGGUUCUGGUGGAGGUGGCCCAAAUCAAGGCCAGGGACAAACGCAAAGUCAACAGGGACAAGGAAGUCGACCGGGUUCGAGUUCAACGCAGGGUCAGGGACAAGGACAAAACCAGGGACAAUGGAGUGGACAAGGUCAAGGACAAGGUCAAGGACAAGGUCAAGGACAAGGACAAGGCCAAGGACAAGGGCAAGGACAACAUCAAGGUCAAGGGCAAUAUCAAGUACAAGAACAACAUCAAGGACAAGGACAACAUCAAGGACAAGGACAACAUCAAGGACAGGGGCAACAUCAAGGACAAGGACAACAUCAUGGACAACAUCCAGGACAAGGACAACAUCAAGAACAAGGACAAGGACAACAUCAAGGACAAGGACAAGGACAACAUCAAGGGCAAGGACAAAAUCAAGGACAAGGACAAAAUCAAGGACAAGGCCAAGGUCAAGGACAAGGCCAAGGACAAUAUCAAGGACAAGGACAGGGACAGGGGCAAGGACAAAAUCAAAGCCAAUGGCAAGGACAAGGUCAAGGUCAAUACCAAAAACCAGGACAAGGACAAGGUCAAGCACAGGGAAAUCGUCCCAGUUCUGGCCAAGGGCAAGGACAAGGGCAAUGGCAGGGGCAGGGACAAGGACAAAACCAAGGUCAAGGACAAGGUCAAGCACAACAACAAGGACAAUAUCAAGGACAGGGACAGGGGCAAGAACAAAGUCAAAACCAAAGCCAAUGGCAAGGACAAGGUCAAGGUCAAUACCAAAAACCUGGACAAGGACAAGCUCAAUGGCAGGGACAAGGUCAAGCACAGGGAAAUCGUCCCAGUUCUGGUCAAGGGCAAGGUCAACAGCAAGGACAAGGACAAUGGCAAGGGCAGGGCCAGGGUCAAGGACAAGCAAAUCGACCUGGUUCAGGGCAAGGACAGGGUCAAGGACAAGGCCAACCUCAAAACCCUGGACAAAACCAACAGCAAGGUCAGGGUCAAUGGCAGGGGCAAGCCCAAGGACAGAACCAAGGUCAACAGGGUGGUAACCGACCAAGUACCGGUCAAAAUCAGAAUCAAGGGCAAGGUGAAAGUUGGCAAUCGCAAGGUCCGGGAGGUCAAAGUCAAGGACAGACUGCUCCAUCCGGACCGGGACAUCACCAUCAGGGACAGCAUCAGGGCUCUCACCAAGGACCCAUCAGUUCAGGACAGCAUCAGGGACAGCACCAGGGCAGCCAUCAAGGCGUUGGUCAAGGCUCACAUGGAAGUCAAAGUCAAGGAUCUCAUCAAGGGCCUGCUAGCUCAAGUCAGCAACAGAAUCAACAUGGUAGUAGCCAUCAGGGUUCCUCUUGGCAACAUGGCGGACAGAGUCAAGGAUCUCACCAGGGACCAGUCAGUUCUGGCCAACAACAAGGCCAGCACCAAGGCAGCCACCAGGGAAUUAACCAAGGUUCACACCAGGGUCAACAACAAGGAUCGCAUCAAGGUCCAAUUAGCUCCAGUGAACAUCAAGGACAGCACCAGGGCAGUCAUCAAGGAUUACAGCAAGGAUCUCAUCAAGGACAGCAUCAGGGCCAACAUCAAGGACCGAUUAGCUCUGGUCAACACCAAGGAAGUUAUCAAGGUAGUCAUCAGAAUGGAAGUGGUGAGCAUCAAGCUCAACACCAAGGUUCGCACCAGGGACCAUUGGGGUCCAGCGAACACAAUAUACAAGCUUCAUGGAGUCACCAGAAACCAGGCCAAGGACAGCAGCCAGGAUCGUCACAAGAGCAAGGCCAAGGCCAAGGCCAAGGGCAAAAUCAGAGUCAAGGUCAGAGUCAAAGUCAAGGAAAUCGUCCAGGACAGAGCCAAGGGCAGGGACAAAGUCAAGGACAAGGACAAAGUCAAGGGCAAGGGCAAGGACAACAACAGUGGCAAGGGCAGGGACAAAACCAGGGUCAAGGACAAGGUCAAGGACAGUCUCAAGGUCAAUGGCAAGGACAAGGACAAAACCAAGGUCAGGGACAGAACCAAGGCCAAACACAGCAGCAAGCAACGAGUGUUCGUCCCGGUGGCGUACACAUUGGCAUUGGACCGAACGUAGCAGGCAUUGGGGGCAUUGGCGCAUUGAUUAGCAUUGGUGGACUAAAUGGUGGUCUAAACGUAGCAACUGGAAUUUCUAACGCCGGUAUUUCCGGUACCCUAACGGCUUCCCAUAACAGUUCCGCGCAUACCGGUUCAUCGAUGCUCGGAGGAGAUAUUGGAUCCUCUGGAAUUCAUGCAAGUGCAAACCACAGCUCGACCAGUAAUAUUUUGGGGGCCAGCUUCAACCAUUCCUCAGUGAGCAGUGGGUCGCUAGAUGCCAACGGUGUGCAAGCAGCGCACACAGGUUCGAAUAGCUUUAACAGCUCGAAUUUGUCGGUUUCUGGGAGCACCAGUUUGGAAGGUUCAAUUGAGGGAGCACAGCUCACAGUUGAAGGUAUGACGAAUCACACCGAGACCCUGGCGGUCGGUUCGGUUAACGUAAGUAGCACUUCUGGCGGAUUGUUUGGGGGAGAAAUUAGUCCUGAGCACAUCGGCGCCGAAGUUAGUGGAAUGCUUGCUACGAAUGCCAAUAUUAGUGCGCCACUUCUAGGGACCCAGCAAGGUAGCGUAACAAUCGGCGGUGGUGGUAAUGUAGAUUUUGGUAGACCCCCUCAAGAACCGUCUACUGGAUAUCCAUAUGAACCAACUCAGAGUCCUGAAUCGCAGUAUACAACUUCUUAUCCGAGCUAUCCACCUACUGCCAGUGGCGUUCAGCCACCUUCCCGACCGAUCGAGACUGGUACUCCGCCGCCCAGCGGAAACAAUAAUCAAUAUCCACCAAACCCCAAUUAUCAGGUGGCCGUUUCACAAUACCCUUACUUCUUCGUGCCUUACCCUUAUCCUGCUCCGCCAAAUGUUCCCCAAGCUCCUUGCAAUUGUCCUCAAGACCAGUCUCGUCCGACAGGUUAUCUUGGUUUCAUUCCGAUUCUUUACGUACCAAAUUGCAAUGCCGCUAAAAGUGGGCUACCUACGCAUAUAAACUGGCCAGUCCCUGCACAGCCCAACGGUGACGGGCGGGCUCUCGAGGAGCUUCCUAUCCAGCGGUUAAUCCAAGGUGAAGAUGGAAGCUGGACGGUUCAACAAGAACAACCACAACAGCCACUGAAGAUGCGUCAAAUGCUAACUAGACGCCUUCGGAAAAGGCGUCCAACUCAACAGAAGCUACUUGAAACACCGUUCACCGCACUGCAACCGACGCAAGAGACGCAAAUCGAGGUGGCUUAGAUCUUAGCUUAGGUGUACAGCCAUUAUACCUAUUCACGUUAAGACUGGAUUGGACGAGCAGCUAAGAUGGCGUCCACACGUAGGACGUGACAUUAAAAAUACUCAUUCGAAUUUAAGCAUUGUGAUUACUGUAGAAUGAAUAGCUGGCAGUGAGAGAAACAAAAAAGGAGGGAGGAAGCAUCAGUUCUGGAGUACUUUGUGAUAAUGUCGUAUGUCUGAACGUAAAUAAAACGAGUAAGAGUUAUAUUCCUUAUACUUCACAAGCACAAAUCAUCUCUCACUCGUUUUGUUUACGUUGACACAUACGACCGUAUCACGAAGUACUCCAGAGUUCAUCUCAUCUAUUUCAUUUAUUUCACAACGUUUUUUCAUGUUUAAAUUGACACCUCAACGCUCAUGCAUUUUUACGCUUUCAUCUCAUUUUCACAUCAUUGUUUGUCAGGGAGCUUCACUCACUCUCCAGAAGAUUUAUCCGUUCGCAAAAUAACUGUUUUUUUUGAGUGUACUUAUUUAUUUCUAUGUUACUUUUUUUAAUAAAAAUGCUUCAAAGAAAUCUAAAA
Wyeomyia smithii (pitcher-plant mosquito) is the source of this 5341-nucleotide messenger RNA. RefSeq lists its product as uncharacterized. Lineage: Eukaryota; Metazoa; Arthropoda; Insecta; Diptera; Culicidae. The record is from RefSeq and is a predicted model, not a curated record. Bases 921 to 4781 code for a protein of 1286 amino acids. The transcript has 12 exons.